GCUGCGGCUCCGGUGGUAGUUGGCAGUCGGUCGCUGCCUGCAGUGAGACGCUGUGACGGUGCGCGCGCAACCCAUCGGGGCCAGGGCGAAACCACGGACAAGCGGUCAGAUUGGUUGGCGGAAAGCAAGCGAGAGCUGAGCUCGAUUCAUUGGCCAUGGCCGACAAGGUUUACCAGCCGAGCAGCGAGCUCUCAAGGCAGGCCCACUGCGCGGGCAUGGAGCAGUACAGGCACAUGCACGAGAGAUCGAUCAAGCAUCCGGCCCAGUUCUGGGGCGAGAUAGCCAAAGAGUUCUACUGGGAGACGCACACCACCGAGGACAAGUUCUUCUCCUACAAUUUCGACCUGAGCGAGGGCGACAUCUACAUCAAGUGGAUGGAGGGCGCAAGUACCAACCUCAGCUUCAAUCUGCUCGACAAGAAUGUUAAAAGCGGCAAGGCUGAUCAAAUUGCAUUCUUCUGGGAGGGAAACGAUCCCGACGAUUAUUCCCGCCUGACGUACCGCAAACUGCUCGAAGAGGUGUGUCGCUUCGCCAACGUGCUGAAAUCGAAAGGCGUGCAGAAAGGCGACCGCGUGGCGAUCUACAUGCCGAUGAUCCUGGAGCUGCCGAUAGCCAUGCUCGCGUGCACGAGGAUCGGCGCGGUGCACAGCGUGGUGUUCGCAGGCUACUCCGCGGACUCGCUGGCCGAGCGCAUGCACGACUCGAGGGCCAAGGUGCUGAUCACGGCCGACGGCGUGUGGCGCGGCAACAAGCUGCUGAUGCUGAAGAGCAUCUGCGACGAGGCCCUCGACAAAGUCAAGAGGCAGGGCCACACGGUCGACAGCUGCAUCGUGGUGUCGCACCUCAGGCGGCUCUCGGCGCCCCACGGCAAGAACGACGCCGGUCGCGCGAACGGCACGGCGAACGGCAACUCGAACGACCAAGUGCCGCAGGUACCGUGGGACGACGACAGGGACGCCUGGUGGCACGACGAGAUGGAGGACGCCGAGCCGAGCUGCUACCCCGUCUGGAUGAACGCCGAGGACCCGCUCUUCAUUCUUUACACGAGCGGCUCAACGGGCAAGCCGAAGGGCGUUCUGCACACAACGGCCGGCUACUUGAUUUAUGCGGCCACGACCUUCAAGUACGUCUUCGACUAUCAUCCCAACGACAUUUACUGGUGCACCGCCGAUAUUGGCUGGAUCACGGGACACACUUAUGUCGUUUACGGUCCACUUGCCAAUGGCGCUACUUCCGUAUUGUUCGAAGGCACUCCAUUCCAUCCAACUAACGACAGGUAUUGGUCGGUUAUCGACAAGUAUCAAGUCAGCCAGUUCUAUACUGCGCCCACCGCCAUACGCUCUCUCAUGAAGUUCGGUGACGAUCUCGUCAAAAAGCACGAUCUCAGCACUCUCAAGGUUUUAGGCUCGGUCGGCGAGCCGAUAAACGCGGAGGCCUGGCUCUGGUUUUACAAUCUUGUCGGUCAUGGUAAAUGCAGUAUUGCCGAUACGUUCUGGCAGACGGAGACUGGUGGCCAUGUGAUUACUCCUCUGCCUGGUGCCACCCCCAUGAAGCCAGGCUCAGCCACAUUCCCGUUCUUCGGAGUGCAGCCGGAGCUAUUGGACGAGGACGGCCACGUGAUCGAGGGCGAAGGCGAAGGGUACUUGGUGUUUCGCAGGCCGUGGCCCGGCAUGAUGCGCACUCUGUAUGGCAAUCACGAGCGCUUCCAGAGCACGUACUUCGACCGCUUCCACGGCUUCUACUGCACCGGCGACGGCGCACGACGAGACAAGGACGGCUACCUAUGGGUAACCGGGCGUAUCGACGACAUGCUCAACGUAUCCGGCCACUUGAUGUCGACCGCGGAAGUGGAAAGCUGCCUGGCCGAGCACACCUCCGUUGCCGAAGCUGCUGUCGUCAGCAAGCCGCAUCCGGUCAAAGGCCAGUGUCUCUACUGCUUCGUCACUCCCAACGAAGGCAAGAUCUUCGACAAGAAGCUGCAGGACGAGCUCAAGAAGAAAGUGCGCGAAAAGAUCGGACCGUUCGCCCAACCAGAUGUGAUUCAACAUGCGCCGGGACUGCCGAAAACACGAUCGGGCAAGAUUAUGCGCCGAGUCCUGCGAAAGAUUGCCAUCGGCGAUCGAAACGUCGGCGACGUGUCUACUUUGGCCGACGAAGGAGUCGUCGACUUGUUGUUCUCUCUAAGACCACAAACCGUUUAAGCGUACAUAUCUUUCGAAGAAAGAAAAACGACAAGCGAGUCUAACUAUUUGUUGAUUUUCUUUUCUUUUGCAACAGUGUCCUUUCAAAUUUUGUUGUAACAAAAACUCGUAACUGUUUUCUUUAUUUUUUAUCGCUUUUUAUCAGCGCGUCAUGUUCCUUGAUUUAUAUAGUAUAUGGGUCUUCCGAUGCGGUGCGCCACCCUCUCGAGAAAAGGCUUCGAGUGGCUUUUUUUGCACGUACCUCAGCGCACACGUACAUACACAAGAUAGAUUUAAAGUUAGCGAAUGAAGCAAAAAGAAAAAAAACGCAAAAAAAAAACUUGAGAAAGAUAUAUUUAGUUAUGAAGAACGUCGCUUGUUCGAUUUGCUGCACCCACGUACACUUGCCGAGCUUGAUGAAGUGUAGAUUACUAUAUUAUAUACUAAUAUAAUUGUGAGAAAAACGAAGUGUGAGCAUGAGAGGGGCAUAACGAUAUCUAACUGUACUUUCUUUUAUGUUUUUUUAGUCAAUUUUUUUUAAUGAUAGAAGUGAGCUUUUGUUUGUUACAUCGCUUAUCGUUAAGGCAAUUGUUGUUCAUUUCCAAACGAAAAAUGUUGUCUCGUACAAGAGUCUGAGUUCUUUUUAAGAAAAAACCUUGUAUAUUAAACUAUUACUUUGUACCAUCGUUUAUAUAUUGAGAAUUUUUAUAAGGAGAAAUUUCACGUAUAAAUUUCCGAUGGCUCACUUCUGCAGAGAAAAAGAAAAAAAAUCCCAAAAAACACAAGAGUCGAUCCUACUGGUUAGGCAUCAUUGUUGGUGCAUCUGGUAAUGCACAAUAUAGCCUGUACGUAACGCACCACUUUUUUUCGUCAGAGUUGGAACUUAUAUAUUUUUGUUGUCACACGUGGAAGCAGCCGACGAAAGCAAUCAUAUAUACAAAUAUACAUAUAUUUUUCAGAAAGCGAAAGUUUGCACGCCUGUAAUUUUUAGAAUGAAACUACUACAUUCGAGACUAUAUACACGAAAACAAAAAAAAACACGUAAUUCAUCGAACUGCUAUUUUGAAAGUAUAUUAUAAAGAAAGUGUAAUUUAUUGAUUUUAAGUUUAAUGGAACGUCGUUGACGAGUUUGGUUAAAUGCAUAUUCUAUUGAGCGAAAGUAAGUCUAGACUCGAAAUUCUUUUUUAGGGUGAAUUUUACUCGAGUCCAACCAGUAAACAAUUGUAUGCACUGGAUAUUUAUAUUCCGAGUAGAAAUUAAAAUACAUAUUAUAUAUUUUAAGAUAUAUUCGAGAAAUUAUGCUAUACCUUAUAAGUGUUAUACAACGUAAAAGAAAAAGGAUUUUUUUCGUUUCGGUGUGAUAAGCAGCCUCGACAACAAAAAAUAAACUUAUUUACUACCUGAUGAUUGGAGCACAAAAACACAAGAUUUUAAAAACACGAUGAAAGUUAUACGUACAUAAAGAGUGAAGUCUAUGGAUUAAGUGUAGAUGUGAAAUUGGAUGAAACGACAAUGUUUUAUUCCGAAUAAAGAAAAACCACGUAGCUUCUACAGCCUUGAAGCUAUGUUGCAUACAUAUCAUUCUGCGCGGAACAAACUAAUUCUAGGUGUGAUAUAAAUAUAUUAUAUUUAAUGAAAAAAGUAAAUAAAAAUGCAGAAAUUAUAUCUAUUAUAUGAAUGUAUAUAUACGUUGAGACAUACAUUUAUCGUUACAUUAAAAAAA
This is a messenger RNA of Phymastichus coffea, 3903 nucleotides long. It is a transcript of the gene AcCoAS, whose product is annotated as acetyl-coenzyme A synthetase. Gene Ontology annotation, molecular function: acetyl-CoA synthetase activity. Gene Ontology annotation, biological process: acetyl-CoA biosynthetic process. NCBI's taxonomy places the organism in Eukaryota, Metazoa, Arthropoda, Insecta, Hymenoptera, Eulophidae. The transcript has 11 exons. The record is from RefSeq and is a predicted model, not a curated record. Bases 156 to 2201 code for a protein of 681 amino acids.